CCGCCGAAAUAAAAUCUCGUCAACAUUUCAGUACGGUAUUUACAUUCGAAACGUUUCAAACAGUAAUGACGUCAAGACGAAGACCGGUAUAUUUGACAAUUGCUGAAAAAUACGAAAUAAUAUGUAUGAGAGUAAAAGGUAACAUUCGACAAGUCAUGAUGACAAAGUACGGUAUUGUACCAUCCACCUUGCACAUUAUAUUAGCAAAUAGCGAAAAGAUUAAAAAACAGCACAUGACCAUCAGCAGUUUAAGACGGCGACGUAUACGGGAUCUAGAAAGAGUUCUUUAUCACUGGUACUUACGAUGUAAGGAAAGAAAGGUAGAAAUAACAGGAGCAGACAUACAGAGAAAAGCUCUAGAAAUUAAUAAAGAAAUAAACGGAAAUCCUAAUUUUAAACCCAGUAAUUCUUGGUUGCAAAAAUUUAAAGAACGUCAUCGUAUUACUACCUGGGAUAUAAGGGGAAAUACUCCAUUCGUAAAAACAUUGGGUGAAGGGAAUUCCUUUAUAAAGACUUUUAACUGCACCUUGGAAAGUCGUCGUUUCAAAAUGGAGAACGUUUACAAUGCCGUUUAUACAACACUAAUGUGGAAAGCAGUACCAGAAAACACUUGUAUUUUUAAAAAUGCGAAAUCGAAAGAAAGUAUAAAAAUGUGCGAAGAUUACGUUACUGCACUUUUUUGUGCAAAUGCUACCGGAUGUCACAAGUUGCCGGUACUAAUAAUCGGCAAUCAUAGCACUUUUUGCAGUUUCGAAACAAACGCCUUCACAACUAUCUAUAGAUCAAACAUCGGCGCUUCCAUGGACAGUACCAUUUUCAAACAAUGGUUCAAAGAACAUUUCUUAGAAUCAGUUAAAGGAAGACAGCAGGAGAACAAGCGCGAGGUCAAAUAUUUGUUGUUACUAGAUAAUACUCCGUUGCUUCACGAUAUCAAUGAUAUCUAUCAUAUGGAUCCAUUAGUUACAGUUAUAAUGACUACAUCUGACGUAUCAUCAAACAGGCAACCAAUGAAUCGUGGUAUAAUCAAAUGUUUCAAGCGAAUGUACCGAAUAGAAUUACUGAAAUCAAUAAGGCCAUUAUCUAUCUUCAAUACGGUGGAAGAAAUGAUAGACCUCCAUAAAGAAUUACGCAUGUGGGAUUGCUGCCGUAUUGUACAUGAUGCUUGGUCACUUGUCGACAAAGAAAUACUGAUAAACUCGUGGGACGGCCUUUUGAGACCUCCAGACAUGGGGAGUAUAAUACGCACAGGAAUAUGGAAUGCUGACAUACUUAAAGCAAUUGCAUUUCUGCGUAGAUUACCUGGGUGCGAACGGUGCGAGCAAAACGAUGUGUUAAAUUGGUUUAAUAUUGAUAACGGAUAUGAUAUAGUCAAGAAGAUAUGUACCGAUGAAGUUCUUCGAGAAUUUGAAAACAAUACUCUGGGUCGAGAGAACAUAAAUAUUUGCCGCGAUGAAGUUGGGCCUUCUCAGGCGAAGAUCUAAAAAAUGAGCUAACAUGCGGACAUUUAUCAGUGCGAGUACCUACCAAAACCGGUUGAUACGCGAAUAAUAUGUGCGAAACUUGAAUUGAAAUUAAAUUUAUAUUCAUAUAGUUAUAUAGUAUAAAAAUAAAUACAUAUACACAAA
Molecule: messenger RNA, 1625 nt
Organism: Bombus terrestris (buff-tailed bumblebee)
Lineage: Eukaryota; Metazoa; Arthropoda; Insecta; Hymenoptera; Apidae
Product: jerky protein homolog-like
Exons: 2
Coding region: 66-1481 (471 amino acids)
Cellular component (GO): nucleus
Molecular function (GO): DNA binding
Source: RefSeq, a predicted model, not a curated record